Messenger RNA from Scylla paramamosain (green mud crab), 2105 nucleotides. RefSeq lists its product as uncharacterized. The record is from RefSeq and is a predicted model, not a curated record. Lineage: Eukaryota; Metazoa; Arthropoda; Malacostraca; Decapoda; Portunidae. The transcript has 2 exons. The coding region runs from base 608 to 1060 and encodes 150 amino acids.
CCGCCUCUCCUCCAGCAGCGUGGUGGCCUUCAUUGACCUCAAGAGUGCAUUUGACGUGGCCAACAGAGACAUCAUCCUCGAUCAACUGGUGGAUUUCGGAAUCACGUGGCACCUUCUGUAGUGGAUACAGGAAUAUCUCAGCAACAGAUCCUCCUGGGUUUUCUUUCAUGGUGCCUACAGCUCCUCUCGAGGUUUCAAUCUAGUGACUUCACUAGGUGGGGCUCUCAGUCCAUUCCUUUUUUAAUGUUUGUAUGCACCGUUUACUCUGUUUUGCCUGAUACACCUGGUAUAACGAUCAUCUCUUGUGCUGAUCUAUGUAUUCAUUCUUCCUCUCCAGGCUUAUUUUGAUUCCUUUAAUACCUCUGCUGCUGCUUGUGAACUAAUUGCCUCUCCUGAAAAAGCAGAGUGUUUACUACUAUCAGCCCUGUGUUGCCUCCCCAGUUCUCCAUUGGUGCCUGUAUCGUCCCUCUCUGUCGGCAGUACCUUUACCUUGAGGCUCCAGUUCACAUUCCUCGCGCUCUUCCGGCCCAGCGUACCAUCCCCUUGGUCCAGGAUCUCCUGACUCGUCUGCAGAAGUGCCUCACACCUCUACAGUGGCUGAGGAACAAUGCUGGCGCCUCACUACUCGCAGGUUGUAAGACGUGCUUUGCCUUGGCCCUCUUGCAUCCCUCUUCUACAGGGUAGUAGUCGCCUCUUUAUCAGGACUGUCAGCUCGGCUCUUUGUGACAUGGACAUCGUCAUCCCCAAGGAGGAGAAGGUUCCUGGUCCUCCACCUUGGAUGCUGCCCGUCCCUGAGGUGCACUACAUUCUAACUUCAACUGCAGCUCACCCUACACCGCAACAGCAACAAGCACUGGAGACUGUAGCUACGGUGCUGUCCUUCCUUCCGUACAGACUAAUGGACGGGCAGGUUGUGCGGUCCACUCCCUUGAUACUGAUGCUCCACAUGGAGACUGGGCGGGCCAACAUCUUCCAAACUCUUAUACCUCCACGUUUUGUGAGCUUUGUGGUAUCCUGGAUGCAGUCAGCCUUCUGUGCCAGCGUGGUCUCAGUGCAGUGAUCAUCUGUGACUCUCAGUCUGCUCUCAAUGCCCUUUCAAGUGUCAACCCACAAUGCACUGCUAUAGUCAGACGGGUUCUAUCAUUCUUGGCCUUGGGUCAUGACAGAAACAAUGAUCUCAAGUUUGUGUGGAUUCCAUCCCACAUCAAUAUUAUCGGCAGUGGCAGAGUUGAUGCCCUUGCUAAGGCAGCCUGCAACUUGCCUCUUCCUGCGGCUGGCUUGGUGCCCUCGCUCUCAGAUGCCCUAACUUGCAUUUGAGCUGCUGCUUUCCACUCCAUCGAUCAAGCCCGUGAUCUCCAGAGGGAAGAGAGUGUCACCAUCCGGCACUAUGACUCCUUUCGCUACCAUUGCUACAAGUAUCGCCGCAAAUGAGUUAUUGUGAGGAGGCACAAUGUGGUCUCCACCAGGCUCCGUCUUGGCCACAGGGAAAGUUGCAGGACUCCCAGACGUGCCGCAUUUCUCUUCCUGCUCCCUGUGCGAUGACAAUAACACGCUGGAACACCCCUGUCUCCACUGCCCUGAGCUGGAAGGUCUGCUGCCCCGUGGAGUCCCACUUAUUGAUGUGUGCCGCCAUCUUUUGAUGGCUGACAACCUGGACGUCAUCCUUGCAGGUUUCCCUGGAUUCGGUGGUUGUUGACUUCCCUUUCCCCGUUCUUUAAUUUCGUAUAAGACCACCAGAGGCCUAACAGCAUCUUUAUACAGCACCACAACGCGUUCCGCCACCACCGUCACAAGCACCGUCGGCUGGUCAGGAGACAAGUGGUGGCUGCCAGGCUACGUUUGGGCUGCAAACAAGCAUGGGAAGUCUCCGGGCGGCAAACGUGCCUCAUUUCUCUUGCCUACUGUGUCACUCCCCCAACAACACACUGAACCAUUACUACCUGCACUGCCCGGACUGACGCUGGCACAUGUGUCUCAGCAUCUGAACCAUGGCACCUAGAUGAAGCCCUCGUCCGGUUCCCUCGUCUUGGUGGCUGUUAAUGGAUUGCCCUACGCGACUCAUUUUUUCUCUAUUUAUAUUCUUUUAUUCUUCCUAGUACUGCUGA